AAUUUUUAACUAGUAGCAUUAAAUAAGAGUCAGUUAAGCCGCCUAGUUUUAUUUAAUUUGCGCAACUGCUAGAUACGGAAGUCGAUGAAUAUUCGAUAACAUCGAUCCCUGCAUUUGGUAGGGUUAAACAAGAAGCCAAGCGGAUGAAAAUAUUCAAACUUAAUUCAAAAAUUCCCGCAGUUAAGUAGUUUGCGCCAAGCAAUGCAUCACAAGAUAAAAACUCAUCGCGCCCAUUCUUGGAAAUUCCAAUUCUAAGAUUUCGCUCCAUUACCGCGAAAAGAUGAGGUUCAUCACAACAGGACUUGCUCUGCUAGCCUACUCAAUCCAUCUGGCUGACGGAGGAGGAUUUGGCCAGCUGCUGGACCCCGAUUGUGGUACGUCGAAGGAGGGGCCUGCCGGAAGGAUCACCCGGGGCACGAGCGCAGACCCGUUAUCAAAUCCAUGGAUGGCACUUGUGAUUGACGUGAUUAGAGAGAAGAUGUGUGGUGGCUCGCUGAUCACCAGACGUACGUACUCAAAUCUAGCAAAUGAAUGAGUUGUUCGUCUAGUCACCUGCCAAUAUUUCUAGGUUUCGUUCUCACGGCAGCACACUGCAUCGUGAGUUCCAAAAUGAUCGUGCGCUUGGGCGAGUACGAUGUCCGAAAUCCCAGACCUGACUGCGGUGGUGGGGUCUGCGUGCCAAGGGCCUAUACCGUUGAAUUGGAUAUGAAAUUUGUACAUAGCGGCUAUAGGAGCAUAUUCAAAUAUGACAUCGGUCUGCUGCGCAUGAAGACUGCGGUCCAGUACUCAGACUAUGUGCGGCCGAUCUGUUUCCUGGUUAAUGGACACUUGGAGAACCGUACCGAAUUCAAUAUCACCGGCUGGGGUCUUACCGACAAUGGCCAACCAAGUCAGACGCUCCAAACAGCCACGGUGUUCAACGUCGAUCUCGACUAUUGCAGCAAAAAGUUUACGGGGGGGACAGUGGAUGAAUCGCACAUUUGUGCUAGCAACUCGAAGGGAGAUGCAUGUCACGGGGACUCGGGAGGCCCGCUAAGUGCACAGAUUGUUCGUGACGGCAGCUCAUUGACCUUCCAGUACGGAAUUAUUAGCUAUGGAUCCGAGAAAUGCAAUUCCCACGGCGUUUACACCAAUGUAACGCACUAUAGGGAGUGGAUAUUGAGCACCAUCGAAGCGGCCUCGUUGCUGGAGGAGAACUGUGGAACAGUGGCGCGCAGCCGCAGAGUUCGGCGGUUAGUUGGAGGCCAUGAUGCCGGGGGGCUUUCACAUCCAUGGAUGGUUAUGGUGCCCAUAGAUUAUCGUAGUUUUUGCGGCGGUUCGCUUAUCACCUCCCGUUUUGUGCUGACAUCAGCGAGCUGUGUCUAUUCCUGGAUGAUUAUGAAAGUGUUUCUCGGCGGGCAUGACAUGGAUUUGCCGCAAACAUUCCUGGAGGUCCAAAUCGAUCGAAAAAUCCUGCACCCACAGUUCGGUCUGCAGAAUCCCUUUAAACACAACAUAGCUUUGCUUCGAAUGAAGCAAGAAGUUCCAUUCUCAGACCGCAUCAGGCCCAUCUGUCUUUCCAUCAAUCAGCCCUUGGCGAGACUUCAGAAGUACACCCUCACUGGCUGGGGUGAUACCGGCGACGGUAGGGAGAGCCGCAUCCUCCAAGAGAAUACUUUGUUUGGCGUCGAUCCUUCACUUUGCAAUAGCACGUUUUACGGUCAAGUCGAUCGUUCGCACAUAUGCACCACUGGCAUGAACGGUAAUAUGUGCAAUAAGGAUGGUGGAGGCCCAUUGAGCGCGCAGCUUCCCUACAAGGGCACUAAUCGGACUUUCCUGCUGGGAGUCAUCAGCUUUGGCGAAUUAACCUGUAGAGGCUAUGGGUUGUCCACAAAUGUGGCGCACUACUUGGACUGGAUCAAGAACAUGAUUGAAGAAAACUCAAUUACAUUCAUUUAGAGUCCAAAUGAUUUCAGAAAGAUGAGAAACCAUUCAUCUAUUGGUCGUUGCAAAACUGCAAUUGAAACCAAGA
Molecule: messenger RNA, 2011 nt
Organism: Drosophila teissieri
Lineage: Eukaryota; Metazoa; Arthropoda; Insecta; Diptera; Drosophilidae
Product: chymotrypsin-like elastase family member 2A
Exons: 7
Coding region: 532-1938 (468 amino acids)
Biological process (GO): proteolysis
Molecular function (GO): serine-type endopeptidase activity
Source: RefSeq, a predicted model, not a curated record